Messenger RNA from Scophthalmus maximus (turbot), 5007 nucleotides. It is a transcript of the gene perm1a, whose product is annotated as PPARGC1 and ESRR induced regulator, muscle 1. Gene Ontology annotation, cellular component: nucleus; cytoplasm. The coding region runs from base 514 to 4563 and encodes 1349 amino acids. The transcript has 3 exons. The record is from RefSeq and is a predicted model, not a curated record. Lineage: Eukaryota; Metazoa; Chordata; Actinopteri; Pleuronectiformes; Scophthalmidae. Gene Ontology annotation, biological process: regulation of DNA-templated transcription; response to muscle activity.
UGUACAUACAUAUACACAUAUGUAGACAGCUCGAAUCGCUGAGAUAGAUAUUAAGAUUAACCUAAGAUUAAUAUUUAAAUUCUAUUUAAUUUGUGAUAGUUUUAGUGUAUUGGCUAGUUAUCAUUUGUUGCCCUGAAGGGAUUUCCAUUAAAUAAUAUUAUAUUGCAUGACAUUGACGGAUAGAGGCAUGUAAGUUAUUUUAUGUCCAUGUUUUGAAUUAUAUUGCAAAACUGUAUAUAUAUGCAAUAUUGCUAAAUUAUGUUUAAAAUCUGCAUGCUUGUGUGUUUUUCAAUUGCAGGAAUGCUUUCAUUCAUCUGCUGAUUUAGUUGUGAUGAUAAUAUUUUGAGGCAGUUUGUGAAUUGGUAUUAGUUCCUGUAAUGUAGGUUUCUUUGGUUGUCUGAGAAGAUUAUGAAUAGAUUUUGUGAUGCUUAAAAUUACUUGAAGAGAAAUCCAGAGUGUCUGUUUUUCCCUCUUGAUUGAUCUUGCAGGUUAUAUUGCACUCUCUCGGUGAAAAUGGAGGACUUUGAAUACAGUGUAGAGAUCUGUGACCGUGACUGGGAAUGUUUCUUUGCGGAAUGCGAGGAGUGCAACCUGCUUCCUCCUUCAUUAGCAGGUGUGGAUGACUCUGGGAUGAGUGACCUUGACGAUACAGGCUCCCUGCUUGCUAAGAGGGUUCAUAGAGUCAACCUAACAGCGGGCUUUUCAGAGGCUGACCGCCCCAUCGACGGUCCCCCAGACUGUGAGGGCUCUCCUGUGGAGCAUUACCUCAGCAAACAUGUCAUUGGUGGAUUGGAGAGCGUCCUUUCAGGCAGCGAGGAGGAUAUACACCUGCAGUCUGUCAAUAUUUUCUAUGAAAGGCUGAAAAAGCUUACAGAGGCUGAGAGACUUGCUGAGCCAUGCCAAGUGAGAGAAAACAGAGAGGCAGUGGUGGAGACGGAACAGUGUAGCGAUGGGCAACAAUCCAGCGGCAGCACUUUGCCAAAAAACAUCCCCAAGUUAAACUCUCUGCCUGCCAGAGGUGAAACAGCAGUUGGCAAAGAGACCAUGAGGCCUGUCGACACCAUCAGCAACAUAAACACAAUGAAAAAAGUUGAGACUUGUUCCAGCAUUUCCCCUGACUCUGCAGCCAGUAACUCAGUGCUCGAGACUGACAAAUCGACCAACCCUGAAACAGAGUUAUUCAUCAGGGAGGAAGGCUGCACUGAAACCAGAGUAAAUGAGACAACACUGCGGAAUCAGCUUCAUGACUUACUGGAGGGCGGAGUCUGCCCCGAAACACGUCACGCAGACAAAGUGACGAAAGUGCACACGUGCAAACCUCUGAAGGAACAAGAAUAUUUUUGGAGUCAGUUAACUUGCAGUGAUAAGUGCAAAAUGAAUUCACCCAUCAAUGUAGGAAUGGUGACAAAUGUGAAAUGGAUGGAAGAACAAUCCCCUGUUUUACAGUUAGACGUCACAAGCAUAAACAAAUCAGCAAGCCAAGAAUCAUCUCCGUCUGCCUCCAUCAAAAGGAAGAGAAGGAAGAAGAGACGACUCAGCUUUCAACCAGCGGAGUGUGCACAUGGAUAUGAGAGGCGGGUUUUAAAAUCGAGCGACUCUGAGGAGGAGCAGUAUACAGGGAGGGGGGGAACUGGUCUGAGUUUAUCUGAGGAUGUGAAUUUAUUUUCUUUAAAUGAACCACAAAAAAAUAUUGUGUCCUCUUUAUAUUCAGUCACAGGCAAUCUUCCCUUGAGAAUAUCUGCUAAGGAGAUGAAAGCAAAGGAUCUUUCUCAUAGCAUUCUGCCUUGUGACGGUCAGUACCAAUUUUUACCAGACAACAUACUAGUCCAGGGAAGGUUUAAAGAAUCAAGUUUAGCUGAAGUUGCCGCAUUGAGUCAAACUGAUGACAAUGUAAUGUCAGCAACAAGCAACGGUGUUAAUGUGGAAACAAAUUUACAGCCAUGCAUCAAAUUACAAGUGCAAGAAUUAAUUAGACCGAAUAAGCGGUCCUGGUUGCCGGUUACAGUUCCUGGCAGUGUCUUUGGUCAAUCAGACAUGGCCAGAGAAAUGGCCAACAGUGAGACAAAGGACAAUCAUGCAGACAGUCUCAAGGAGCCUGAUAAAUUGAAUCAUUAUAUCAGCGGUUGUGAAAAUAAACAAAAUCUAAAAUGUUGUACAGCAGAGGUCAAAUCAAUAACUCCCAGUAUUCCAUCAAGCGCAGAGUCAAAUGAUCCCGCUGUGGGAGUCAUCCAAAAUGACAACCUAUCCGAUGCUAAGUCAGUCCUGGCUGGAGAGGUUGGAAAUUCUGUCAGAGACAACCACACAGUGUGUCAAAGAGAGGCCGAGUCCCAACAACAGCUGGAAAUAGACCGUCAUGACACAGACCAAUUUAGCUCUGCUCUCGUGAAGACUCUUGCCCUCAAUGCAAAGCCCCGGCAAUUCAAAACCAGAGCCCGUCCAUUUUCUGGGGAGAUUUCCAAUAAAGUGACCUUAAUUUCAAAUGAUAUCAAUUCAUUACCUGAUGAUAAAAGUUGUCUUUCUGAAAGUGCCUCUGAUUUGGAUAAAGAUGACACAAUACAGCAAACAAAGCAUCUUCUGGAGCUUCAGACUGUAACUCACAUAGGAGCAUCGCAAUUAAUGACUUGUGGGAAUCCCUGUCCAUCUGGGGAAAUGUAUCUAACAGGCAGCAGUCAGAGAGAAAUCAAAUUGUCCACAUCUAAAGAGUUGAUAACAAGUCCUUCAGAUGUUACACCUGGAUUGUCCUGCUGCUCUCUUCACACAGAAUCCGUUAUGUCACUCUCAAAUGACAAUGUCACAGAUUUGUCUGGUAGUUUUUGUUCAUCUGUCAGUCAAAACCAGUCUGGAGGUCAAGUAGAUAAACCCCAGCUUAUCUUGGCAAAACACAAGGAAGGAUAUGCUAAACCUGGACCUGAAAGCCAGUCUGUAUCAAAUAGCUCAACAGAAUCAAAAUGUGGUUUAUUGGAUGGAGCAGAAGAUGCUGUCACAGCAUCCGGAACUGAAUGCAGACCAGAUUCAAAACAUUCAGUGUUUGCCAUGUCGUCUUUUUGGAGUGAGAUGGAGAAGUUGACAAUAAGUGACAUUCUUGGUUUACGAAUGAUCAGCGAAGCGGCUCCAUCCUGCUGCCUCCCGCCUUUGCAGGAAAGUCAGGAGAUGGACGUCUUUGCCACAACUGAUUCUGGCUUUUGUACACAGAUGGAUGAGUCCAAGCCCAAGCAAACCAAUGAGUGCAUGUCCAGUGUUCUUGAUUGUGUAAGAUCAAGUUUGGGUACUGCUGUGUUAGACGAUUCCUCCUCUUCAAGAAGUGUUAGGUGGGAGAGUGAACCUGUCCCGAUGAGCCGAGGUACCGAUAUUUACCCUGAGAAUAUGAUGUUGACAUCUGUGAGUGACAUCUCUCAACCAUUCCUUUCAGAGAGUGCUCACAAGAGCCCCCGAAAGAUUUCCAAAAAUGUAAGUGUGCACAAUCUACAUGCUCUGGAGUCUUUCAGCUCCACGUGUAAAGGCCAAACGUUACAAACCUUAGAUAAAGGAGAAUCAGAAAGUGUAGACCGUUUUUCUGAGGAACAUGUGGCUAAGCAGGCAAUGGACACACAUUCUUCCCCUUCCUCUUUGACAGACAGCUACAGAAUUUCUAUUACAGAUGUUUUUCAGUACCUCUUUGGUGGAAAGCAAUCAACUCCCAGCCAAUCCACUACAGACAACAUAACCACCGUCUACGCUGAUGGAAAUUCUGUUCCUGAAACAUAUGAUCAUUUUUUCUCAGAGUUUGAUACAGAAAACUUCUUCUGCCCCCUCAUCACAGCAGACGUUCAGGCCAAGGAUGAGCUGGUUCCUCUCUUUUCCUACUCUCGCUCCGCUAGUAGAAAUCUACAGUUCCCAGAGGUUUAUGACUGUUUAUUUGCAUCCUCUUCCUCCGAUGAUUCUUCUGUUGAAUCUGAUGAUGAAGAAGACUGCGGUCCUGUGAGGGUAGUGACCAGGUUUAGCCGUAAGGCGAGCACGAAUCAGAUUUCAACAGAUAUUUAUGAGAAUUUCUUUACAGACAGCGACCUCCGACAGAAUUUCUUCUGCGACACAACACUCUCCUUCAGGAACAGGAUGUUUCCUGGAUUUACAGUUCGGAAGCAGACUCUCUCACACUCUGUGUCUCCUGUACCUGUGAGGCAAAGCCCCAGAUCCCUUCGAAGAACAGUGUUUCCCAGUAACGUACUGGGAAAUCAAGACGUGCUGUUUCCUGAUCCACUUCUCUACCACCUGGAAAACAGGAUCCCCAGACAACAAGCACAGCAGCAUUUCAGAUGUGAGGACUUGCAGACAGCUCUUUCAAAUCCACGGCUGGACACCUCCCUCCUGCCGCUCAGACAGGCGGAUAUGUGUCUGGUUUGUAUUGCAUUUGCUUCAUGGGUGCUGAAGACUGCAAACCCACAAGUUGGAGAUGCCUGGAAGGCUGUCCUGCUGGCAAAUGUAAGUGCUCUGUCAGCGAUUGGAUACCUGCGUAAGUACGUCAAGAAGGAGGCGGCAGACAGUGAGAAGAAGAAUUGCAUCACUCCGCCCCACCUGGGUCUCUAAAUACGUCAUGAUUGAAAUGAUAAACUUUUCCAGACAAUGUGGAUAUGAGUCGCUGCAGUACCUGUGUCCUUCAAGGAAUGCCACAAUUGCUUAAUGUGCUGUUCCAUGUUUGCACUGCACAUUUGCACUGUAAUUCAUAGAAUGGAAAUGGAUUUCGUUUAAUAAGAGCUGUUUUGCUUCUGUAAGGCAAGAUGAGACACGUUCAGUAUAUUUCUCAGACAGGCGGCUUUACAGGCUUGAGACAUUUAUAAAUAAAGUUUCAGUAAGUUAGAUUAGGGGCAGAGCUCUAAAUGGAUUAACUUGAGUCACUCAAAGAAUUUAGAACGGUGAUGUUGGAGCAUGUUUGUUUCCAUCACAUUACUUUUAUGUAGCAGAUGAUUUUUAUCCAAAGUGACUGUGUUGUAUAUUUCCAGGAACGAUAAUUUAAAUAUUUUACAAGAUUAA